UUCUGCAGAUGUCAGGUACAGACUCACACAGGGUCAGAAGGAGAGGGAUAACGACACAAAGAGUUUGGGAUAAAAGGGACAUUCUCCAGCUCAUUAUUUCAUAACCCCUCCAGCAGACUUCAUCGUGCCUGGUUACCCUUGAACUUCAGAGUUUUUGUGACUUCCCCAAACCUGUGUGACCUGAAUUCUACCUGCUACAGUCCCAGGAGAGGACUUUCCAAACUGACUUGGACUGAGUGGUACCCACACAUCUCCUACCCAGUGGGCAUCUCUCUUCUUCACCCGUCUCCUGAGCAUCAAGGGACCACACAAGAGGCUUUCCGUCAUUAUCGUUGGCACCCCCUGGUAAUGAGGGAUGUGGAGCGGUAGAGCAUCCAUACUGUUCCUUUCUCUGCUACUGCCACUGCUGCCCUCUACUGGCAGGGCACAGGUUGUUCUCACCGAUGAUGAGAUUGAAGACUUUCUGGAGGGAUUUCUGAAAGAGCUGGUCCCAGAGGAAGAAGAUGAGGACAAGGGGGAGCCUAAGAGGGAGGACGAUGAAGAGGGCGUGCUGAUUACUAGGGCGGAGAGGUACGAGGAAGAGACUAAAGUGGGAAAAAAGACAAAAGCGACAAAGAACGAAGAUGGAGGACAACCUGGGAGAGCUAAUGAAAAAGCAAAGAAAGAAAAGAAAGAGAAAGCACCUAAACCAACUAAAAAACCCAAAGAAAAGCCUCCCAAAAAAGAAAAGACUCCAAAACCAACCAAAAAGCCAAAGGAAAAGAAACCAAAACCAACCAAAAAGCCCAAAGAAAAGCCACUAAAACCUACAAAAAAGCCAUCAGAAAAGAAACAGGAUCAACGUCCAGAACAGGACAGAUACAGUAAGCCAAAAGUUAUUGUGGAGGAAGAAAGGCACACAGCAACCAAAACUGAAGAAGAAGAAGAGGAGGACAGAAGAUAUAGUAGACCUGAAAUUCCUGAUGACUAUGAAGAUAGUUAUAGAAGGCCGCAAGUCACAGGGAGAGAAAAGGAGGAGACAUAUAAAAAACCCCACAUUACCGGGGAAGAGGAAGAUGUGAGAAAUAGAAGGCCUCAUGUAUCAGUGGUGGAAGAAGAAGAUGGAUACAAAGAACCUCAAAUACCAGAGGAUUAUGAUUAUGACAGGUACAAAAUACCAGGGGUCACAGGAGCAGAAGAUAAGUAUAGAACACCACAUGUGGCUAAGGAAAUUGAGAAUAAGUAUAGGACACCUGACAUUACUGGACAAGAUAGAUACAAAAGACCUCACGUCACUGAAGAAGAGGACGGGUACAGGAAGCCCUCAGUGACUGACUCAAAAACACAUACGGGAGAAGAUGUAUGGGGUGAAGGAGGAUAUGUGGAGUCACUUCCAGAACCUGAGGAACCGGACAGAGAGGAUCGCAGACCUCGGCCUGGUGUGGAUCAGGAGCCUCCAACUGAAGAUUACAAUGACCGUCUGGAGAGAGAAGAUUAUGAUGACUAUGGCCAUAGCAAGAAUCCAAAGAAGCCUAAAGUUCCAGAACGUAAACCUGAUCGUCCAGUAUAUGUAAAACCUACACCCAAGAAGCCUGAAAUUGUGACAACCACAACAGCCCUACCAGCUCCAGAAUACCCGUAUCCCAAGCCAGGAUUUAACUAUGAUGACUAUGAUUACACUACAUUCCUGAAACCUCCAGAAGAAAAGGAGGAAGAAGAGUGGACAGAUGAAGAGAAAUACUCAUCAAAGAAACCCCAAAAACCAACCAGCAGCAAAGAGGAGCGAGAGAGAGAAGAGGAAGAGGAAAGAAAACGGAAAGAAAAAAAGCGCCCUGAUGAAUGGGAUUCAGAGGAGGAGGAAGAGAUCCCAAAGGAGAAGAAAAAGUGCCCACCCAUUGGCAUGGAAUCCCAUCGGAUAGAAGAUGAUCAAAUUCUGGCCUCUUCCAUGUUGCGCCAUGGACUGCACUCUCAGAGAGGUCGGCUUAAUAUGCAGGCAGGUACUAAUGAAGAUGACUUCUUUGAUGGUGCGUGGUGUGCUGAGGAUGGGAUUCUGGUUCAGUGGUUAGAAGUGGACACUCGAAGAACUACAUUAUUCACUGGCAUUAUCACACAGGGCCGGGACUCCCUGAUCCAUGAUGACUUUGUGACCUCCUUCUAUGUGGGCUUCAGUAACGACAGCCAGAACUGGAAUAUGUACAGCAAUGGAUAUGAGGAUAUGAUGUUCUUUGGAAAUGUAGACAAGGACACACCAGUACAGACAGAUUUUCCUGAGCCUGUGGCAGCAAGAUUUAUCCGUAUCUACCCGCAGACAUGGAACGGAAGUCUGUGUAUGCGAAUUGAGGUCCUGGGGUGCCCUAUUUCCAAUGUGGUCAGCUACUAUAGCCAGAAUGAAGUGAUAACCUCCUCAGAUAAUCUAGAUUUCCGGAAUCAUAACUACAAAGAUAUGAGACAGCUCAUGAAGGUUGUGAAUGAGGAGUGUCCAACCAUUACCAGAACAUACAGUCUUGGGAAGACAGCUAAAGGUCUGAAGAUCUAUGCUAUGGAGAUCUCAGAUAACCCAGGAGAACAUGAGAUAGGAGAGCCGGAGUUCAGGUACACAGCUGGCCUUCAUGGGAAUGAAAUUUUGGGGCGUGAAUUACUACUUCUCUUAAUGCAGUUUAUAUGCAAAGAAUAUCGAGAUGGCAAUCCACGUAUUUUAACCCUUGUCCAGGACACCAGGAUUCAUUUGGUACCCUCACUGAACCCGGAUGGCUAUGAAAUUGCAAGUCCAAUGGGCUCUGAACUGGGUAACUGGGCGCUGGGACACUGGACAGAAGAAGGCUAUGAUAUCUUUACCAAUUUCCCAGACCUGAACACAGCGUUCUGGGCAGCUGAGGAUAGAAAAUGGGUUCCUCACAGAGUACCAAACAAUAACUUGCCCAUUCCAGAAGGUUUCUUGGCAGAGGAUGCCACAGUGGCGAUAGAGACUAAAGCUAUCAUUGCCUGGAUGGAAAAAAAUCCAUUUGUCUUGGGAGCCAAUUUACAAGGUGGAGAAAAGUUGGUCUCCUACCCCUAUGACAUGGCACGGGUGGUAAAAGAGGAAGAGCAACCCGUGUAUCGCCGUCAUCAUCAGCAAUUCCUUGAAGAUGAAGAGGAGGAAGAAGAAGUGUCUGAGGUAUCGGCAGAGGAUGAUGAAGGAGUGUCAAAGACUACUGAUCAUUCUAUCUUCCGGUGGCUUUCAAUUGCUUAUGCUUCUGCCCAUCUAAACAUGGGGGAUAUAGCCCGCGGGAGCUGCCAUGCAGAUGAUUACACCAAGGGCAUGGGCAUUGCCAACGGAGCUAAAUGGAGACCAGAGUCUGGCAGCAUGAAUGACUUUAGCUACCUGCAUACAAACUGUCUGGAGCUCUCCAUAUAUCUAGGCUGUGAUAAGUUCCCACAUGAGAGUGAGCUGGCUGAAGAGUGGGAGACCAACAAGGAAGCUCUGCUAACAUUCAUGGAGCAGGUUCACCGGGGCAUUAAAGGCAUUGUAACAGAUCGACAUGGGGAACCAAUAGCCAAUGCUUCCAUCUCAGUGGCAGAAAUAAAUCAUGAUGUCACAACAGCGGCUGGCGGGGACUUCUGGCGUAUCCUGAACCCUGGAGAGUAUCGAGUAACAGUACGGGCCGACGGUUAUACUCAGAGCACUAAGACAUGCAACGUUGGCUUUGAAAUCGGGGCAACCCACUGCAACUUUGUCCUGGCUCGCUCCAACUGGAAGAGAAUCAAUGAGAUCAUUGCAAUGAAAGGCAAAGGACCUAUCCGCCUAACACCACCUGGAGGUCGCAAGCUCACCCCUGCACAAAGACUUCGUCUACAGCGCCGACGUAUGUGGCUCAAUCGCCAACGCAACCUUACCACCACUCUCCCGCCCACCACCACAACUUUUGAACCAACUACCACUUUCCCUCCCACUGAUACUCCAACAACUAUGCCGCCCCACCGGCUGGAGCCACCUACUCCUACAGAAUCUCUGUGGGACACAGAAACUGAGACCUAUACAGAAAUUGUCACAGAGGUGGAGACAGAGAUCUGGGAAGAAGAUGCCACUACUCCUGUGGCUCCAUUCACCACAGCAGAGACUUAUACUGUAAACUUUGGGGACUUCUAAGAGGAAAAAAAUGAAUGAAUGAAAAUGAGCUACAGACUGAUUUAUUUUUGGCAUAAAAGGAUUAAAAGUUCUACCCCCAAAGGAGUCAACACUUCCAGAAGAAGAAAGUAGGGUGUUGUCUAGAGCUACCAGAUUCCAGCUGUCAAGUUUCCAGUGCAGAUUAGAAAAUAAAAAGGUGGAUUCUGCAUUGCAUUGGGAGACACCCAUUAUAAAACAUCCCUUUUCAUGUGUAUAUAGCGAUUGAUUGGUAAACCACAAAGGAAGGUCCACCGUAGCUGGAGAGAACAGUGCUGUUGUUCUAUGAAGAGCCUUGCCGCCUCACUUAACGCUUAAUUAAAUCCUUGCAGUGCUAGAGUUUCCAUACAUCAGGACAUACUAUAUCCCCUCUGGCACAGGAGGUAAAUAUUCCAUAGGAAAAAUGUAUAUGCCUGUUAGAUGUCUGGCUUAACACCCUGCAGGUCCUACUGGCAACUGGCCACAGAGCACAAUGCUGUCCAAGUAUGUAAAAUUUCAUCAAUUACCAAUAAAAAAUACAUUUCUACAAAUCUC
This is a messenger RNA of Rana temporaria (common frog), 4654 nucleotides long. It is a transcript of the gene AEBP1, whose product is annotated as AE binding protein 1. The transcript has 22 exons. Gene Ontology annotation, biological process: proteolysis; negative regulation of transcription by RNA polymerase II. The coding region runs from base 356 to 4105 and encodes 1249 amino acids. Gene Ontology annotation, molecular function: RNA polymerase II transcription regulatory region sequence-specific DNA binding; DNA-binding transcription repressor activity, RNA polymerase II-specific; zinc ion binding. NCBI's taxonomy places the organism in Eukaryota, Metazoa, Chordata, Amphibia, Anura, Ranidae. The record is from RefSeq and is a predicted model, not a curated record.